Messenger RNA from Centruroides sculpturatus (bark scorpion), 1496 nucleotides. Its product is annotated as doublesex- and mab-3-related transcription factor A2-like. The record is from RefSeq and is a predicted model, not a curated record. The transcript is spliced from 2 exons. Bases 14 to 1312 code for a protein of 432 amino acids. Gene Ontology annotation, molecular function: RNA polymerase II cis-regulatory region sequence-specific DNA binding; DNA-binding transcription factor activity, RNA polymerase II-specific; protein binding. Gene Ontology annotation, cellular component: nucleus. NCBI's taxonomy places the organism in Eukaryota, Metazoa, Arthropoda, Arachnida, Scorpiones, Buthidae. Gene Ontology annotation, biological process: sex differentiation; regulation of transcription by RNA polymerase II.
UGACCAAGAUUGUAUGGCACGCCCAGCCGAAAGCCUCUUCGGUCUCAACAGGUCCCCGGGACCUUCUAACGACGCUUCACCGGGUGGUGUCAUGUCUCCCGUACCACCCGCGGGAAUACUGUUAAGGUCUGCCGAGAGAUACCAGAGAACGCCGAAGUGUGCUAGAUGUCGAAAUCACGGAGUGGUGUCGGCCCUGAAGGGACAUAAACGAUACUGUAGAUGGAGAGAUUGCGUCUGUGCUAAAUGCACCUUAAUUGCCGAAAGACAACGAGUGAUGGCGGCUCAAGUAGCCUUAAGGCGACAGCAGGCUCAGGAGGAGAACGAAGCGCGCGAGCUGAGUUUGUUAUACGGUUGCCACGAAGGACUUUUAGCCAUGCAUCGGGCGGGCUUUACUUUUUCGGCUGCCAUGGCUCAUUUACUGUCUGGAAGGAAAGGGCAGACUUCGGGUGAUGACGAGCCUUCGCCUAGUAGCACCGCAGAUACCAACGAACCCGAAUGGAAACGGGCAAAAACAUCGGAGCAUUCUCCUAAAUCGGAAAAUCCUAAACUUCACGAAUCUUUAACAUUGGAAGAUGAAAAUUCUCAACACGUAGAAAGCGCUAGUUCGGAUGCAGGAAGUAACCCUUCCCCGGCAUCAGUUUGUGAGGAAAGAGAAAAUGACCGCAAGCAGGAAUUCAACUUAGCAGAAGGACUAGCCAUGAAAACAAGAAAACCACCUUUAGAGAUACUGGCAAGGAUCUUUCCCAACGAAAAUAGAAGAGUCUUGAGUUUGGCUCUGCAGAAAACCAACGGCGACGUACUACAAGCUAUCGAGCAAAUAUUGGGAUCUCGGGCCGCUGCUCAUCUAGCCGUUCGUCCUCCCUUAUCUCCGGGUAAAGAACUGAAUGUGAGCAAAGAUCAUCAGUUAGAGCCCUUGACCUGUUCUACCGUGCCAGAAGUUGGGUCUUUUUCCACAACAACCAGCUUCACUUCCGUAUUUUCAAUGUCCACUCCAUCCACGGCUCUUGCCAUGGCUGCACCGCCAUUUCGACGUCCUUAUUCUGCAACAGGAACACCUCGAGGACUGCUAACCGUGCCAACGUAUGCCGGAUUCUUCCCCGGGAUCUCAACGACUCCCGCUUAUCCCUCUCUCUUUGGCACAUCAGUUGUUAGUGGACUACCCCCCGUGUCCUCUCUCGACCCUGACCUGAGUCGAAAGAAAGGUCCUCGUCUGAUGGCUACUGACAACUGGACCUCUUGUCCUCCAGAGCAGUCACCACAAGACCUGUCAUCUUCCGAAAGCGAAAGGAAAAGUCCAGCCACCUUUCAGUAGGCUAACUGUCGUCGAUGGUCACUUGUAGCAUUCUGUGAUGUAGAUAAAUCUCUAAUUGAUCGGUAAAUCUAAAUUAUAAAAAAAAUAGUAAUUUAAUUUAUAAACGUGACCGCAUCUUAGUUUAUUUUCUAUGGUUAAUUCAGUGUUUAAUUGUAACUGUUGUGUGCCUAUAAAUAAAGAGAUG